AUGGAAAAUUUAGUUUUCCUUACUGUCAUCGUUCUCAUUUCAAUUUUCCCUGCAGCAACUUCAAGUUCUGCUGGCCUUGAGCAAGGUUUCCUUCAAUGUUUUCAGGCAAUUUUAGGGAAAAGCACAACUUCAGAAUUAAUAUUCACCAAAAGCAGUUCUUCUUAUGAAUCCCUUUUGAAUUCUUCUAUAAGAAACGCCAGAUUUCUAAACAGUUCAGUCCCAAAACCAAACCUUAUUGUUACUCCAGAUAGCCUUUUCCAAAUCCAAGUAGCACUUCUUUGCUCAAAGAAAAAUGGCUUACAAGUAAGAGUUCGAAGUGGGGGGCAUGACUAUGAGGGUCUUUCUUAUGUCUCUCACCUUCCAUUCAUCAUCAUUGAUCUUCUCAACCUUAGAUCCAUAACCAUUAAUAUGGAUGAAGAAAGUGCAUGGGUUCAAUCAGGUGCUACAGUUGGAGAACUCUAUUAUGCAAUUGCAAAGAAAAGUAAGGUCCAUGGGUUCCCAGCUGGAAGUUGCUCCACUAUUGGUGUUGGAGGGCACUUGAGUGGAGGUGGGUUUGGAACAGUUUUCAGAAAGUAUGGCCUAGCUUCUGACAAUGUAAUUGAUGCUCAGAUAAUAGAUGUCAAUGGAAAGAUACUGAAUAGAACACUGAUGGGAGAAGAUCUCUUUUGGGCCAUAAGAGGAGGGGGAGGGUCUAGCUUUGGAGUCAUCACAGCAUGGAAAAUCAAGCUUGUGCAUGUUCCUUCAACAGUGACAGUUUUUGAUGUUUCAAGGACCCUGGAUCAAGGGGCCACUGACCUUUUCCAUAAGUGGCAAACUGUUGCUCCCAAACUUCCUGCAGAGCUUUUUCUGCACACUGUUGUGGGAGUUUCCAAUUCAGCUUCUCAUGGUGGAAAAACUGUGGUGGUUUCCUUCACAGGAUUGUAUCUUGGGACAGCUGAGAAUCUCCUUCCUUUGAUGCGAAACAAUUUUCCAGAAUUGGGUUUGCAGCACAACAACUUCACCCAGAUGACUUGGAUUAAAUCUGUUCUUUACUUUGCAGGGUAUUCAAUAGAUGAAUCCUUGGAGGUCUUACUCAGGAAAAAUCAAACAUCUUCAAGUUUCAAAGCAAAAUCUGAUUAUGUAAAGGAAGCCAUUCCGUUAGUUGGCUUAGAAGGGCUAUGGAAGAUGCUACUCUUGGAGAACUCACCACUAUUAAUAUUCACACCCUAUGGUGGAAUAAUGAGUGAGAUUUCAGAAUCAGAAAUUCCGUUUCCACACAGAAAAGGGAACUUAUACGGCAUUCAGUAUUCGGUGAAUUUGGUUUCAAAUGAAGAAGCGCCAAAUCAUUUAGAUUGGAUAAGAAGAUUGUAUGAAUAUUUGGAACCGUUUGUGUCAAAGCUGCCAAGACAGGCAUAUUUCAAUUAUAGAGACCUUGAUUUGGGUGUGAACCAAGGGAACUCGGGCUAUGAAAAUGCAAAAUCCUGGGGUCUGAAAUAUUUCAAUGAAAACUUUGAAAGGCUAGCACUAGUUAAGAGCAGGGUUGAUCCUGGAAAUUUUUUCAGGGAUGAGCAGAGCAUUCCACCAUUGUAG
This is a messenger RNA of Sphenostylis stenocarpa, 1569 nucleotides long. NCBI's taxonomy places the organism in Eukaryota, Viridiplantae, Streptophyta, Magnoliopsida, Fabales, Fabaceae. The record is from the annotation of a GenBank genome assembly.